GGGAAGUGGCCAGUGGGCCCGGGCCCCGGGGCCCGGCCGUUUAGCAAGUUAGUCGCGUAGCAGACAUCAAAGGCGAAGCCUACGUCCGCUCCUCAGUUAGCAUUGAUCAAACCACGAUGUCUAAAAGCCGCAAACAUUCUUGUACAGCUGUAGUGUUGACUAGGCUCUUGACUCAUGUUUUGCAGGACGAGGCUAGAGAUGUAAUGGAGAUGUCUCAGCAGAAAGACUUUUGGACUGUGGAAAUGAUUGAGGAUAACAGUAUUCAGCUUCAAGGAGCAUUGGAUGUUUUAUACAACUCAGAAGGCGGUAGUGAUUAUCAAGUUGAGUACACUGACAGUCUGAGUACAAGAAGACUUGUAAUAAACUGUACAAUAUGCAAUGUAUUGCUGUCUUCUUAUGACACAUUUUCUUCUCAUGAAAAUGGAAAAUCCCACAAAAAAGUAAGGCAGCAUAUUCUAGGUUCAAAACAGGCUAAUGAAAAGGGCGAACUAAAACUGAAGCCUAUGAAUGCCCUAAGAGGUGUAUAUCCACCAGGCAGUCUGGAAGAUAAAAUUGACAGGGGAAAACACCCAGUUCUUGGGAUACAAUUUGUGUACAAAGAAAUUAUCAAAGAAGAAACCUAUUUCACGUGUCAGCUGUGCACAAACAAGAAAUAUGCUGUGUCAGGUGUUAAAGAUGAAAUGUAUAAUCAUUUGAUUUCUAAAAAUCACAGUAGGAGAUAUCUGGAUGUAAAAUUCGGGUUGAACAACAUCGGCUCUUCUAGUUUUGCUUCAGAAGUUGCAAAGAUUGAGGAGUUGGAAGGGAGGAUUCAUGCUCCAAUUAUGGACUUUACCAGUCUCUUGCCAAAGAAGCCAGACACAAUUCCCACGAGUCAUGGAGGUCAUCCUAGGGUCACCAAGACAGAUGCAAGUUCUAAUACUGAUCCUUUUGUAUGCAACAUAAAAGAUCUAACAGAUGAGAUUCAUAGUCUCUGCAAUGCAGACUGUUUGGAUGAAAUACUGGAAGAUGACGAUUACCUAGGACUGUUUGCUGGAGCCUUUUCUAUCUACAAUGAUAAAUUGUACCAGUUUUUCAGCAAGCAAAGCUGUGUGAAUUCAGGGGCCCUGGCAUCUAUAAACAAAGUUAAGCAGCUUUUCAGUGAAUUGUACAUGGAAGACAAAUUGCGCUCUUCAGGUGAGGUAUGUGUAAUAAUUUUUAGUUUUCUUUGUAAUGUUUAUGGAAUCUGUUUUUAUUUUGUCUAAAAAACACAUGUGAUAAUGUAUUU
Molecule: messenger RNA, 1264 nt
Organism: Macrobrachium nipponense
Lineage: Eukaryota; Metazoa; Arthropoda; Malacostraca; Decapoda; Palaemonidae
Exons: 12
Coding region: 117-1241 (374 amino acids)
Source: RefSeq, a predicted model, not a curated record